Messenger RNA from Drosophila obscura, 1890 nucleotides. RefSeq names its product protein I'm not dead yet 2-like. NCBI's taxonomy places the organism in Eukaryota, Metazoa, Arthropoda, Insecta, Diptera, Drosophilidae. The coding region runs from base 92 to 1831 and encodes 579 amino acids. Gene Ontology annotation, cellular component: membrane. Gene Ontology annotation, molecular function: succinate transmembrane transporter activity; citrate transmembrane transporter activity. The record is from RefSeq and is a predicted model, not a curated record. Gene Ontology annotation, biological process: monoatomic anion transmembrane transport; citrate transport. The transcript is spliced from 12 exons.
CAAACAAAGAAUGCGACGAGAACUAUAGAAUUUCAUUCUGUUUCAAGUCUAAACAACAUAUGCACAGUACAAUUCAGUAAAUUCUAACAAAAUGGCUGAACCAAUUGAACCAGAACCAAACGAGAAAAUCUCCGUGGGUAGGGGCUUGGGGAAAUGUUGCCGUUACCAUUGGAGGGGAAAAUUGACCGUUUUAGUACCACUUAUACUCUUACCAAUGCUGCUCCAUGGUUACGUUAGUGAAUCGCCAGAAAUUGUUUGCUUAUAUUUGUUGGUUAUUAUGGCCAUCUUUUGGAUAACCGAGGCCAUUCCUCUAUACCUGACAGCGCUAUUACCCAUCAUGUUUCUGCCAGUUGCCAACUUUUUGAGCUCCGAAAAUGUGACCAAGCACUACUUCUCCGGCACUGUUGUGAUGUUCUACGGCGGCUUGGUCGUUGCACUGGCCAUCGAAUAUUGCAAUUUGCAUCAACGGAUUGCACUCCAAACGAUCAUUCUUGUGGGCUGCAGUCCCAGGCGUUUACUCGCUGGCUGUAUGCUGGUUAGUUCUUUUAUGAGCCUAUGGAUAUCGAAUUCGGCGGGUACGGCCAUGAUGUGCCCCAUUGUCAAGGCAGUGCUUCAUGAGAUGGAAACUGAGAAAAUCUUUCAAGUAUUUAUGACCCAAGAGGAGGAACCCAUGGAGGAGGGCGAACCCGCGCACCUGUCAAAGGUUGCCAUGUCCUUCUAUUUUGGCGUUGCCUAUUCGGCCACAGUGGGUGGCUGUGGCACCCUCAUUGGCACCGGCACAAAUCUGGUCUUUAAGGGUGUCUACGAAACAACCUUUCCCACUUCCAAGGAGGAAAUCAGUUUCCCUCUGUUCAUGGCCUAUACGUGUCCUCUCGUUGUGAUCGCCAACAUGAUUUGCAUGUACAUAAGCCUCCUAAUCACCCACAUGGCACUCUUUCGAGCGGGCAGCAAGACGGGCCAGGCCCUGAAAGUGGCAACCGAUAAUAAGGACCAAGUGAAGGUCGUUCUACAGCAACGCCUCAAGCUAUUGGGUCCCAUGAGUGUUCAUGAAAUUCAAGUGGUUAUCGUAUUCACAUUAAUGAUUCUAUUACUCUUCACCCGCAAGCCGGGCGUCUUUACGGGUUGGACAGCUCUGCUCAAUGCCCAGCCAAUUGGAACAUCUUCAACAGUUUGUGUUUGUGUGAUUUUACUUUUUGCACUGCCCACUCAGUACACAUUCUUCAAGUAUUGCUGUGGCAAGGCUCCUUUUCCCGCUCAAGCCAUGGAUGCUCUGUUAUCGUGGGAUUUCUUGCAUCGCACCUUGCCUUGGGGUCUCUGCUUUCUUUUGGGUGGUGGCUUUGCUUUGGCCGAGGCCUGCAAAGUGAGCGGAGUGACCAAGUAUAUUGCCAAAUCGAUGUCGUUUGCCUCAGCGAUGCCAAUACUAUUGGUGCUGCUGAUUCUAUUGGUAUUCACCCUGUUCUGCUCCGCCUUCACCUCGAACGUGGUGGUGGCCAACAUUGUCUUGCCCAUUUACUGUGAAUUGGCAUUUCACCUGGAAGUACAUCCCCUAUUGCUCACUCUGCCCACAUGUCUGAUCACAAGUCUGGUAUUCCUGUUGCCCGUGAGCACGCCACCAAAUGCCAUCAUCUGUGGCUACGCAAACAUCAAGACCAAAUAUUUGAUUAGAGCUGGCUUAUUGCCUACAUUCUGGGGACUCUUUUGGGUAUUUGUGAAUAGCAUUAGCUGGGGAAUGGUAGUCAUUCCCGAAAUGAAAACGUUCCCAGAUUGGGCCAAAGAGUGGAAAAACAAGACACGUGGACAUCUAUUAGAUGAACUCAAGAGCUUUUAUUAAACUGUUUAGAACAAAGACUCUGCAAAUUAUAAUGUUGAUUAAAAUAAAUUACGGAAAAU